AUGGCAGCCACUACAGAAAUUGCCACCGCAAAUGAAUUUGAGGUUGAACCACAGAUGUCGGUCGCCGGGGGACCAUGGGGCAUGAUUCAUGAACCAAUUCACGAGUCCCUCACAUUGGCUGCCCUGAUCAGCAGCAAUUAUGAUGUUAGUCGGGGCACAACUAUUAAGAACGCCAGUAACCACGAUUGGGAAUACAUCCGGGGAGCAAUCUGGAAUGAUGACCCGGAUUGUCAGCUCUUCAACGACUCUGCGGGAGAGAACCAUUCCUACUCAACAGGAGGCAUGUGGCUAUACUAUUACAAGCAGGGUGAGUCUGAGUGGAAUCCGAACGACCUUGACUCAACCCGACUCCGGAACCCUAUCGGCCGUUCACAUUACGGCGACCUUCAGUUCCUCCACUGCAUGGCCUCUGCUUCUGGGGAAGAGCCCACGAUAACUAAGGCAAAGGUGAUGCUGUGGAUGGAAGUAAUGUACAAGCUCGCCAAUGGUGAAGAUGGAAUCACUCCUAACACGGAAGUUCAACACACAAAACUUGAAGAGUUUUUCCCUGUCUUGUCCCUUCCGCCAAGGUUCAAGUCAUUGGCUUAUCUUCUGGCAAAGGAAUCAAAGUUCCAAGGCUUGGAUAUUCAUCGACGAGCACUCGGCAGCAUGUUCCAUGUCAUUCAAGAUUCUUACGCUAUUGGCCAUACCAAGCGUACGCCGUUGAACCCAGGAGACAUGGAAACUACCAGUCAGUGGUCCUCUCGGCACCAGCGUAUCUAA
Colletotrichum spaethianum is the source of this 762-nucleotide messenger RNA. RefSeq lists its product as uncharacterized. The record is from RefSeq and is a predicted model, not a curated record. NCBI's taxonomy places the organism in Eukaryota, Fungi, Ascomycota, Sordariomycetes, Glomerellales, Glomerellaceae. The coding region runs from base 1 to 762 and encodes 253 amino acids. The transcript has a single exon.